GCGCGGAGGUGGUGGAUGUUGGGUCGCCUGUCAGCAGUCGGUCCUUGAGGAUUCCAAGAGGAGGGUGUCUCCUCCUUGCCUGGACUGGAUUCUCUCGUUCUCAUCCUCUAUUCUCCCGCGCUUGUGGAGAUCGGCUGCGUAUCUGUGUAACCCAGUUGCUUGUGGACUCUCCCUAACUCUCUUUUAUAAGUUGCGUCGACGUUCUGACACCUGGCCGGACCUCAGCGAGGCGCUCAGUGCGUAUUCUCUCCUCUCCUUUCCAGCUGCGAUGGCUGCAAGUUGCUCAGGCGCCUUUGCAAUGGCAGCCGCCACGACGACCCGUGAGGUUGGAUUGACAGCAUUGGCUGUCAGCGAAUCGCGUAUCCGGCGAGGCGAUCGUCGAGUGGCCGCCCCGACGUCCCCGGACGUCCUCAUGAAAGACAAUCUUGCCACGUGGCGCAUUUCUGGCAAUCCGAUCUCACCCAGGAAUGCAACAACCAUACUCCAGCGACCGUCGAUCUCAUCUACCCUUCCUUCCAUCUCGUCCGUGGAGUCUGCGUUCAACGGAAGCGCCUGCGUGGUCUUCUCUCGUCGCUCGUGCACCUCUGCCCGUCGCCCGUCGAGGAACAACCCCCUGUCUCCUGGCUCAGGCGGGUUGACUGCCGGCGGCGUGACACGUGCCAUCGCGACCGAAUCUCGCGUCCCGGCGACCAAUCAAGGGUCGGGACGCGUCAAGACCAGAGUCGGAAUCAACGGCUUCGGUCGUAUUGGAAGACUCGUGCUCCGAACGAUCCUCCAGUCGGAAUCCGACGGUGGGGACUCUUGCGAGUCUGACGUUGAGGUCGUGGAAGUCAACGAUCCGUUCAUCAGCGCUGACUACAUGGCGUACAUGUUGAAGUACGACUCAACCCACGGGCCGCUGGAGGGAGACGUCCGAGCUGUUGACGACAACACUCUGGUCGUCAACGGUCACCUCAUCGGCGUGCAUAACUGCCGCGACCCCGCCGAGAUUCCGUGGGGGAGGCGGUACGGCGGCGGUCUGGACUUCGUCGUCGAGGCCACGGGAGUCUUCACGACCGUGGCGAAAGCCUCUGCGCAUCUGCGCGCAGGGGCGCGGCGGGUGGUUAUCACUGCGCCGUCGGCGGACGCGCCGAUGUUUGUUGUUGGCGUCAACGAAGGGACCUACUCUCCGGACAUGCGCGUCGUUUCGAACGCCAGCUGCACGACCAACUGCCUUGCGCCCAUAGCCAAAGUGCUCAACGACGAGUUCGGGAUCGAGGAGGGGUUGAUGACGACAGUGCACGCAGCCACUGCGACGCAGAAGACGGUCGAUGGACCCUCGUCCAAAGACUGGAGGGGCGGGCGAGGGGCGGGGCAGAACGUGAUUCCUAGUUCCACAGGCGCGGCCAAGGCCGUUGGUAAAGUGCUUCCGGAACUUAAUGGGAAGCUCACGGGGAUGGCAUUUCGUGUGCCCACGCCAGACGUAUCGGUAGUCGAUCUGACGGUGAGGUUGAAGUCUCCCGCUCCCUACGACUCGAUCAAGAGAGCGAUGAGAGCUGCGGCCGAGAGUGGACCUCUCAAGGGAAUCCUCGGCUACACCGAGGAUGCAGUUGUGUCCACAGAUUUCGUAGGUGAUAGCAGAUCGAGUAUUUUCGACGCCACUGCCGGCGUACCUCUGAACGAUACGUUCGUUAAGGUCGUCGCUUGGUAUGAUAAUGAGUGGGGAUACAGUUGCCGCGUCGUAGAUCUUAUCAAGUACAUUGCGGAGGUCUCCGCCCAGGCAGGUACAGGCGCGGAGGCGUUGGCCUGAUUUCGUGAAAGCAGAUCGCCGAGGUCGCUGCCCAGCCAUGUUCAGGUGCGGCGGAGUCGUUGGUCUGAUUUGACUUGGUAAAUCAUGUAAGUCCGUGCGGCUGCAUAGCUACAUAUAGUGAUCGCUGAUCAGGUGGAUAUCGCUGGUUCGUGGCUACGGUUUUGGGGAGAGGCAGAGAAGAAACCACAGCCGGAGAUUGUCCUUGGUGUCUACCAUAGGGAGGGUUGCUGACGUUUUGCGUGUGGUACCCCCGCGAUGAGUUCUGUUGUUGAGUGCACCUUACCUUUUUUAUGCGCGACCAUCUCUAUGUAGUUUCCUGCAUAAGCACGCUCGCACGUACGCUAGGACGCGACUAAUUCUCUAGGCAUUAUCUUUAUGAGCCUUUGUGAC
This is a messenger RNA of Chara braunii, 2179 nucleotides long. The record is from the annotation of a GenBank genome assembly. Lineage: Eukaryota; Viridiplantae; Streptophyta; Charophyceae; Charales; Characeae.